Plasmodium knowlesi strain H is the source of this 1791-nucleotide messenger RNA. RefSeq names its product Plasmodium exported protein (PHIST), unknown function. The transcript is spliced from 2 exons. NCBI's taxonomy places the organism in Eukaryota, Apicomplexa, Aconoidasida, Haemosporida, Plasmodiidae. The coding region runs from base 1 to 1791 and encodes 596 amino acids. The record is from RefSeq and is a predicted model, not a curated record.
AUGGAAACAUGCCACGGAAUUAUUUGCCUAAGUGCCAAAAAUUUCCGGGGGAAGAAUGAGAAAAAUGGAAAGACCCGUCUUGUCUCUUCUGCGGGAAGGGAGAAAAAGGCCCACAGAGUUUGUUCUACAACUUUAUGGGUGGUUAGUGCAUUCGUUCUGCUUCUUCUGUUGUGUGUGUCCCAGACAAAUCUGAUGAGCGAAGGAUGCCAGAGAAGCACGAGAAGAUUGUGUAGAAUUCUUGGUGGGUUCUAUACAAUGCAGAGAAUGGUGAACUCCAACGUAGGGUACCAAGAAAUGGAGAACGAACCAUGGUGGGAUGAGUGUAGCUACAUAUCUAGCGAAUGGGACCAGCUGGAUCAACAGUUUGACCAAAUGUGGAUGAGGGAAGAGUGGCUACGCAGAGGGAAGUACAGACCUAGGAAUUCGUACGAUAGAUGUCCUUAUGGUUGCACAGAUGCUGAUUUGGUGAAGGACCUAUCCGAAGAGAAUAUCAAUGAAAGGCUUGCAAAACUAGGAAGUCAAGUAGGCGUUAAGGAGAUGUUCAUUCUAUGGAGUAAUGUGCAUAGGCAUGAAAGGAAGAAGUACAUUAAGAUGCAGGAAAGAGCAAAAAUGUUCUGCGAUAACUUAGUCAAAACUUUUCAUAUUCCAGAGGAAGUUAGGAUUAGAGUUUGGAUGAGAGUGCAUAGAUGUAUGACGUCUGUUUUUCUUCGUUUUGAAAAAAGGCACCAUAAACAUUUCCUCAUGUUUCUGAGGCGGGGCCCAUCUUCUAGGGCUAGAUUCCUUAGGUAUAUAAAUCGAACACGGAAUGUGUGGAACAUGCGCAGGAUGAAAAUAAACAAAUACUGGCGCAAUAAGAUGGCUGGGGUCUUUAGGUUGUACUGGAGCAGGUACCAUAAUGCGGCAUACCCCGUGCGGGGCGUGCCUCGAAGGGGUGUGAAGGAGUAUACCAGGGUGGGUUCUGAGGAGUGUGACAGGGUAGGUUCUGGGAAGUAUGAUAUGGUGGGUUAUGGGGAGUAUGGUAGUAGGGGUAUCAGGGAACAAGACAGCAGGAAUGUUGGAUUGAACGAUAGGAGUUGCAGCAGUUUGUAUGGUAGCAGGGAUAGCAGUUUGUACGAGAGUGGGGAUAAUCGUUUGUAUGGAAGCAGGGAUAGCAGUUUGUACGGAAGCAGGGAUAGCAGUUUGUACGAGAGUGGGGAUAAUCGUUUGUAUGGAAGAAGGGAUAGCAGUUUGUACGGAAGCAGGGAUAGCAGUUUGUACGGAAGCAGGGAUAGCAGUUUAUACGGUAGCAGGGAUAGCAGUUUGUACGGAAGCAAGGAUAGCAGUUUGUACAGUAGCAGGGAUAGCAGUUUGUACAGUAGCAGGGAUAGCAGUUUGUACAGUAGCAGGGAUAGCAGUUUGUACGGUAGCAGGGAUAGCAGUUUGUACGGUAGCAGGGAUAGCAGUUUGUACGGUAGCAGGGAUAGCAGUUUGUACGAGAGUGGGGAUAACCGUUUGUAUGGAAGAAGGGAUAGCAGUUUGUACGGUAGCAGGGAUAGCAGUUUGUACGGAAGCAGGGAUAGCAGUUUAUACGGAAGCAGGGAUAGCAGUUUGUACGGAAGCAGGGAUAGCGUCCUGUACGAAAGUAGGGAUAAAGGUGUGGACAAGAGAAGAAAUGAAUGUUUAGGUGAAAGUAGGAAUGACAACUUGUAUGACAGUAUCGAUCAGGGACUUAAUGUGAGUAGAAGUGAAGGUUUGUAUGACAAACGAAUCAACGGAGCAAUGAAAGAAUCACGCUGUGAAGGCAACACAUAG